AUCAGUGACAUGACAUCAUCAUCUUUAGUCUACAUUAGACUAGAGACUGAAGGUCUGUUUCUGUUGUGUUGAAGCCCAAUCCAUCAGGAGAGACCAGACUCACCCAGCUCUCUGUCCAUGAAGAGUGACGGGUCUAUGGACCAUUUCUAUGAUUGCGAAGAUGGAGACUUUUCUGCAUUUACAGGCCCAAUCAAGCAGGAGAGACCAGCCUCCCCUGUUCCCAGCUGUGUGUCCAUGAAGAGUAACCGGUCUAUGGAACUACCUGAGGUGUUUAGAGAGGGAGACUUUUCUACUGAACAAAGUCCAAUCAAGCAGGAGAGACCAGCCUCCCCUGUUCCCAGCUGUGUGUCCAUGAAGAGUGGCUGGUCUAUGGAUAAACCUCUAUACUUUAGAGAGGGAGACUUUUCUACUGAACAAAGAAACCAACAGGAGAGAUCAGAGUCAGAGAUUCUCAGUGGUCAGUCUUCCCAGAGUCAUCAAACAGACCUGGCCUCCAUAUUCAGUUUGCUUGAAGAGAAAAUUAUGAUAUUUGUGAAGAACGAGCUGAAGAUGUUCAAGAGGAUUCUUAGUCCAGAACUCCCAGAAGGCUUUGAGAGUCAGAAGCAGGAUAAGGAAGUGGUGGAUGCUGAAGAUGAGAAGCAGGAGAGCAGUGCCAGAGAGGGGGCUCUGAAGAUCACACUGCACAUCCUGAGGAAAAUGAACCAGAAGGAGCUUGCUGACACACUGGAGAAAUAUUCAGAUGAGCUCGCUGUGAUUUGCCAACGUGAACUCAAAUCUAAUCUAAAGAAGAAGUUUCAAUGUGUAUUUGAGGGGAUCGCUAAACAAGGAAACCCAACACUUCUCAAUAAGAUCUACACAGAGCUCUACAUCACAGAGGGUGGAACAGGAGAGGUCAAUAAUGAACAUGAGUUGAGACAGAUUGAGACAACAACCAGGAAACAAGCAAGACCAGAGACUGCAAUCAAAUGUAACGACAUCUUCAAACCCUUAACUGGACAAGACAAACGUAUCAGAACUGUGCUGACAAAGGGAGUCGCUGGCAUUGGAAAAACAGUCUCUGUGCAGAAGUUCAUUCUGGACUGGGCUGAAGGAAAUGCAAAUCAGGAUGUCCAAUUUGUAUUUUCAUUCCCUUUUCGUGAACUGAAUUUGAUGAAAGGCGACAAACACACUUUCAUUGAACUUCUCAAUCACUUCUCAAUGGAAACCAAACUAUCAAGAAUCUCCAACUACGACAAGUACAAAGUUCUGUUCAUCUUUGAUGGUCUGGAUGAGUGCCGACUGCCCCUAGACUUCCAGAAGAACAAGAUCUGUUGGGACGUCACAGAGUCAACCUCAGUGGAUGUUCUGCUGACAAAUCUCAUCAGGGGAAAUCUGCUUCCCUCUGCUCUCCUCUGGAUAACUACCCGACCUGCAGCAGCCAAUAAGAUCCCUUCAGGGUGUGUUGACCAGGUGACAGAGGUACGAGGGUUCAAUGACCCACAGAAGGAGGAGUACUUCAGGAAGAGAUUCAGUGAUGAGGACAUGGCCAGCAGAAUCAUCUCACACAUAAAGACAUCAAGGAGCCUCCACAUCAUGUGCCACAUUCCAGUCUUCUGUUGGAUUUCUGCAACAGUCCUUGAACACAUGCUGAAACAUAAGAGAGAAGAGAUGCCCAAGACUCUGACUGAGAUGUACACACACCUUGUGGAGUUUCAUACCAAACAGAAGACCGAAAAGUAUCUUGGGAAAGAAGAGACAGGUCCACACUGGAAUAAAGAGAGCAUUCUGUCACUGGGAAAACUGGCUUUUCAACAGCUUGUGAAUGGCAAUCUGAUUUUCUAUGAAGAAGACCUGAAAGAGGCUGGCAUUGAUGUGAAUGAAGCCUCAGUGUACUCAGGAUUGUGCACACAGCUCUUUAAAGAGGAAUGUGGGCUGUACCAGGACAAGGUGUACUGCUUUGUUCAUCUGAGCAUUCAGGAGUUUCUGGCUGCUGUAUAUGUGUUCCUCUCAUUCAUCAACAACAAUGAGAAUCUAAUGGACAAACUGCAAACAAAAGACAAUACUGAAGUUACUGUCUACAAGAGUGCUGUGGAUAAAGCCUUACAAAGUGAGACAGGAAACCUGGACCUUUUCCUCCGCUUCCUUCUGGGCCUCUCCAUGGAGUCCAAUCAGAAGCACUUACGAGGUCUACUGACAAAGACAAGAAUCAGCUCACAGAGCCAUGAAGAAACAGUCAAGUACAUCAAGGAGAAGAUCAGGGAGAAUCCCUCUCCAGAGAGGAGCAUCAAUCUGUUCCACUGUCUGAAUGAACUGAAUGACCAUUCUCUAGUGGAGGAGAUCCAAAGAUACCUGAGAUCAGGAAGUCUCUCUAGACCCAAACUGUCACCUGCACAGUGGUCAGCUCUGGUCUUUGUGUUGCUGACUUCAGAAAAGGAGCUGGAUGUGUUUGACCUGAAGAAAUACUCCAGAUCAGAGGAAGGUCUUCUGAGGCUGCUGCCAGUGGUCAAAGCCUCCAGAGCUGUUCUGCUGUCAGGCUGUGGAGUCACAGAGGAAGGCUGUGCUUCUCUGGUCUCAGCUCUGAGGUCAAACCCCUCACACCUGAGAGAGCUUGAUCUGAGUAACAAUGACCUGAAGGAUUCAGGAGUGAAGCUGCUCUCUGCUGGACUGGGGAAUCUCCACUGUAAACUGGAGACUCUGAGGCUGUCAGGCUGUCUAGUCACAGAGGAAGGCUGUGCUUCUCUGGUCUCAGCUCUGAGGUCAAACCCCUCACACCUGAGAGAGCUGGAUCUGAGUAACAACGACCUGAGUGAUUCCGGAGUGGAGCUGCUCUCUGCUGGACUGGGGAAUCCCCACUGUAAACUGGAGACUCUGAGGCUGUCAGGCUGUCUAGUCACAGAGGAAGGCUGUGCUUCUCUGGUCUCAGCUCUGAGGUCAAACCCCUCACACCUGAGAGAGCUGGACCUGAGCUAUAAUCACCCAGGAGACUCAGGAGUCAGACUGCUCUCUACUGGACUGGAGGAUCCACACUGCAGACUGGAGAAACUCAAUGUGGAACAUGGUGGAGAGAACAGAAUGAAACCUGGACUUAGAAAAUAUGUCUGUGAUCUCACACUGGACCUAAACACAGUAAACAGACUCCUCUCUCUGUCUGAGGUGAACAGAAAGGUGACAUGUAGGACAGAAGAGCAGCCGUAUCCUGAUCACCCAGAGAGAUUUGAGGACUGUGGACAGGUGCUGUGUAGAGAGGGUCUGACUGGGCGCUGUUACUGGGAGGUAGAGAGGAGUGGAGAGGCUGUUAUAGGAGUGACAUAUAAAGGAAUCAACAGAAGAGGAAGGGGUAGGGACUGUUGGCUUGGAUACAAUGACAAGUCCUGGAGUCUGUUCUGCUCUGACAACAGUUACUCUGCCUGUCACAAUAAUAUUACCACUACCAUAGACGUCCCCUCCUCCAGCUCCCACAGAGUAGGAGUGUAUCUGGACUGGCCAGCCGGCACUCUGUCCUUCUAUAGAGCCUCCUCUGACACACUGACCCACCUGAUCACAUUCACCUCCACAUUCACUGAGCCCCUCUAUCCAGGGUUUAGGGUUUGGUGGGAUGAAGGCGACUCAGUGUCCCUCUGUCAGUGAUACACACAAACACACACACAAACUGGACAAUCACACACACACACACACACACACUCUGGACAAACACACACACAAGGCUGGACACACACUUGACACACACACACUCACACUGGACACACACACACACCUGCUGGACACACACACAUUGGACACACACACACACACACACAAACACACUGGACGCACACACACACACUCACACUGGACACACACACACACUCAUACUGGACACACACACACACACAAACUGGACACACACACACAUACACCUGCUGGACACACACACUGGUUACACACACACACACACUGGACACACACACGCACACACACUGGACUCAGACACACACUGGACACACACACAAACACACACUGGACUCACACACACACACUGGACACACACACACACACACACACACAUACACCUGCUGGACACACACACUAGUUACACACACACUGGACUCACAGACACACACUCACACUGGACACACACACACGCACAAACUGGACACACACAGAAACAUACACCUGCUGGGCACACACACUGGUUACACACACACACAGUGGACUCACAGACACACACUGGACACACACACAAACACACACUGGACUCACACACACACACACUGGACACACACAUACACCUGCUGGACACACACACUGGUUACACACACACACACUGGACUCACAGACACACACUCACACUGGACACACACACACACACACACUGGACACACACAUACACCUGCUGGACACACACACUGGACACACACAAACACAGUGGACACACACACACUGGACAAACACACAUUAGACAAAUACACACACACACUGGACACACACACACACACAUAAACACACUGGACUCACAGACACACACACACACACACACACACACACACACACACACACACACAGGACAAAUACACACACACACUAGACAAACACACACACAAACACAGUGGACACACACACACACACUGGACACACACACUGGACACACAGACACACACUGGACACACACAUACACACUGGACACACAGACACACACUGGACACACACAUACACACUGGACACACACAUACACACAGACACACACUGGACACAAACACACACACACACACACACGCACUGGACUCACAGACACACGCUGGACACACACACACACACACAACCACACUAGAUACACACUGGACACACACACUCUGGACACACACACACACACAUGCGCGUCUUUCUAUAGUUGUGAGGACCUCUUACAAUGACACUGUUAAAAUACCAAUGUAAUCAUGUGUUGUCUUUUAUAUUGAAAAACAAAUUAUAUAAUUAUAUAUGGACAUACGCUCCAUAGUUGUACAAGUAUACAAGGAUAUAUUGUACUUUUCAUAAUAAAACAUACUUGAAACAAGAAAAGCUU
This is a messenger RNA of Oncorhynchus nerka (sockeye salmon), 5020 nucleotides long. Its product is annotated as NLR family CARD domain-containing protein 3-like. Gene Ontology annotation, biological process: intracellular signal transduction. The transcript is spliced from 11 exons. NCBI's taxonomy places the organism in Eukaryota, Metazoa, Chordata, Actinopteri, Salmoniformes, Salmonidae. The coding region runs from base 118 to 3606 and encodes 1162 amino acids. The record is from RefSeq and is a predicted model, not a curated record. Gene Ontology annotation, molecular function: protein binding.